CGCAAGUCCCAAGUCUUGUCCGCAUGUCUACGUGCACCGGCGCGGAUCCGACAUCUUAAUUUGGCAAUUCCGCCCUAAAGCUACCCCGCCAACGUCACUAAUGAGGGCAGCUUCAAAACUCCCGUUGCGCCGUCCAUUGACGCAGUAUACAGCACCACCACGCUUCCACCACCACAGCUUCCUCUCCUACCAUACCCGACGAACCAUCAUGUCUUUCGAAACCACAGGCACCAUUGCCUCCUUCGGGGGCAAGCUGCUCCAGCUCAAGCACAAGUCGUCGAGCACCAACACAGACAUGGCUCUGAAUGUCUACCUGCCGCCUCAGGCACUGAAGUCCGGCGCAAAGGUCCCAGUGUUGUUCUAUUUGUCUGGUCUCACUUGCACAGCGGCCAACUGCUCGGAGAAGGGCUUCUUCCAGCACGGUGCCAGCAAGCACGGCAUCGCCAUCGUAUACCCAGAUACAUCACCAAGGGGUCUGAACAUCGAAGGCGAGGACGAGUCCUACGACUUCGGGUCUGGUGCCGGAUUCUACAUCGACGCAACCAAGGAGCCAUGGACCAAGGGCUACAACAUGUACUCAUACAUCACAAAGGAGCUUCCUGAGGCUCUCUUCUCACAAUUCAAGGAGCUCGAUUCGAGCAAGGUCAGCAUCACUGGUCACAGUAUGGGCGGACACGGUGCCUUGACUUUGUUCCUCAAGAACCCUGGAAUGUACAAGUCUGUCUCCGCAUUCGCACCCAUCGCCAACCCCAUCAACGCACCUUGGGGGCAGAAGGCCUUCAAGGGGUACAUUGGCGACGACCAGGAAGAGUGGAAAAAGCACGAUGCUACAGAGCUUGUUAAGCAAUGGAAGGGGCCACUUGAGAUCCUCAUUGAUGUUGGCACCGGCGACAACUUCUACAAGCAGAAGCAGCUGCUACCAGAGAACUUUAUCGAGGCAGCCAAGCAGGCGGGUAACGACAAGGGCAUCCAGCUCCGCCUCCAGCCCGACUACGACCACAGCUACUUCUUCAUGGCCUCUUUUGCGGAUGACCAUGUCGAUUGGGCGGCUAAGCACCUGAACGCCGAUUCGAGCGGUAGACACAAGUUGUAGGACGCACACUCGGAUAAAAAGAAGGAAAUGCAUGCUUAAAUAUACUGUAUAUAUUCAGCACUAAUGAAAUUGCUGAAAAUCUUCUUCGUCACUAUGUAUGAAUGGGCGCGCAAUAUUAGAGUGACAUCCGG
Messenger RNA from Boeremia exigua, 1224 nucleotides. RefSeq names its product S-formylglutathione hydrolase-like protein. Gene Ontology annotation, biological process: formaldehyde catabolic process. Gene Ontology annotation, molecular function: S-formylglutathione hydrolase activity. Bases 101 to 1093 code for a protein of 330 amino acids. The transcript has 4 exons. NCBI's taxonomy places the organism in Eukaryota, Fungi, Ascomycota, Dothideomycetes, Pleosporales, Didymellaceae. Gene Ontology annotation, cellular component: cytosol. The record is from RefSeq and is a predicted model, not a curated record.